Gallus gallus (chicken) is the source of this 13189-nucleotide messenger RNA. RefSeq names its product CCR4-NOT transcription complex subunit 6 like (gene CNOT6L). The coding region runs from base 7351 to 9126 and encodes 591 amino acids. Lineage: Eukaryota; Metazoa; Chordata; Aves; Galliformes; Phasianidae. The record is from RefSeq and is a predicted model, not a curated record. The transcript is spliced from 13 exons. Gene Ontology annotation, cellular component: cytoplasm; CCR4-NOT complex; nucleus. Gene Ontology annotation, molecular function: protein binding; poly(A)-specific ribonuclease activity. Gene Ontology annotation, biological process: nuclear-transcribed mRNA poly(A) tail shortening.
CAGGGGAUGGGGCAGCACUGCAAAUGGGUCACUGCCUUGUACUGGUGGGGGAUACUCCUGUAAAUAAACAUAGUCCCUCUGGGGGCUUCUGGUGAGGUUUAUUUACUGACUGUCUGUUGAGACUGUCUUCUUGCCCUCUGACUGAUCCAGGCAUACAUUUCUGGUGAGCACAGCUUUGCUUUUGAGGAGAUACCUGCUGUGCAUUUGCAUGUAAACUGGUGCCUGACAACUCUGCUUAAAAUCGCAAGUAUAAAAUGCAUCCAAAGACAAAGGCGGGUAUUGCUUACUGUACAGCUGGAUGCAGAUCCUCAAGCAGUCGUGUCCACAAAGAGAGGUAACAGGCUAUUUCACAUAGGUUCUUUGUAAGUGAGAACUGAAAUGUUAACACCGAAAUUAAAAUAACUACUUGGUGCUGCAUAGUACUUCCGCGCAGCAAACAGUUCAGCUGUUCUUGUGAAGGGGGCCGUGUCACAGAGGAAAAGGAAGGGUGGAAGCCUGCAUUUUCUUGCGGUACCUGUGAUGUAAGAAAAGCCCGUCUUCUUCAUUUAAAGGAGAUGAGGGAACAGGGUGUAUGUCAGUAGGACAAUUAGCGUUUCCAUCAAGUGCCAGUUGGCUCUGAAAUUAAUAGAAUACUGCUAGCCACCCCCCUUCCCACUCCUCCAUUUGGCUCUCGAUGCUUUUUUCAGGGUUUGCUGUGACUUUCUCUUGGCUUUGAUGCUUUUUGCUGAGGCGAUCACGUGAAGCCCUCUGGGAUCCCACUGCCACUGAAGUGACUGUAGGCUGCAGUGCUCUGGGUACCUCCUGUGCUCUGUGUUCCCUCCUGCAGAAGAAUUUCGCUGUGCUCAGACUUGGGUUAGGUAUGGAGGCAAGUAACGCUAGGGAUGAGCAGGGAGUGGGAAGCCUUGCAGGAUGCAGUUGCUGAACACCGUUGCACCUAGCUGUACAUCUCGUUUGCUUGCCUAUAGAGGCUUGACAGCCCAUGGGCAGCAGACCCACGUGAGCAGAGCUGAUGGGCCUGCCAGGCGCAGGCAGUUCUGUGCUGGAAGCAAAGCAAGCCGUGUGGCUGGGGUGGUGCAGAGCUGCUAAUGAACAAAGCGAGGAUUGGCUGUUAAACAGAGCAUGUGAAACUUGAAUAGCCUCCUCUUGCUGAGCCUAAUCUAAGAACCACAUGGAAUAAGAACUGAAGCAAGAUUUGGACAAAUUCCACCGUAUUGUUGCUGUGCUGGUUGCUGACACGGCCUUGUCACCACGCUUUGGGGUUUGCUAGCGGGUGGGUGAGUGCGAGUCCGAAACCCUGGCGGUGUCUGGCAGAGCUACCACCACCCUGGCGAGGCCUGCAGCACUUCCCAACCUGUCAGCCCAAGACAGCAGUUACCCCACCAAGAUGCCUCCUGCCAGUUUCAGUGCUGGUGGGUGUCUGAGAGUUCAUGCUGACUUUAAGAGAGGUGACAUUGCUAGGCAGGGGCAGCAGGCAUCCACUGCCUUCUGCUUCUCAGCACCAAGUCACUUCCUGACAGGGUACAGCGUGGUGGAACAGCUGGUCACCCUCUCAGCAUCAGGAUGGAGAUCCUUCUACUUAUUCUUCUGCUUAUUUUGCACUCUCCUUAUGUGGGUACAAGGUUGUGUCAGCUGUGGGACAAAGCUUCACUUGGGUCUUUCAAAGAAUUCUGCCAGAAGAGGCCUUGGUAGCUGUAAGGCCAAAGGAAGGCGCUUCUGAGGCUUAUUUUGUUGAAAUACUUUCUGUGUCUAGUAUCUAUCUUGAUCUUGUAGUGGAGGUGAGAGUUUUGGUGACAUGUUCAGCUCAUAAUGGCUGUAAGGACUUCCUAUGAGUUUCAAGUUGAAGAAGUACUGGAGGUAAAAGUAACGAGGGUAUCUUAACAGUCAUGAAACAAAUCUGUUUGCAGAUGCAUGUGGCUAAUGUGGCUUAAGAAAACAUCUGUGUUACCUUGCUGGAUUUUUCACUACCUUAGGAUUUGAGAAGAGCAAGCAGAUGGAGCUUGCUAACAGCAUUACACAAGCAAGCUCCUGUCUCACCCCCACCUGGAGCACAGAUCAUUUAAAAAACACAACCUGUGCUGAGGUUCAGUCUGUAGGUUACUGUUGGAAGCAAAGUAACUGUUGCUACAGACUUGAAAGACAGAAGUAAAUGACCUUAAAUGCUGAGGGUUACCAAAGUUCCCCUGGCUCCAUGCUUUUCCACUUUUGCUGCUAAAGAAAAGAUUGCCGAUGAGUGGAGGUGCGUAGUCCUGCCGAGUUAAUGUAGAGCAGCUCUUGUAUUGCAGAGUCGGUGUGCCAUCUCAUGAGAAACAAUUUCCUUCAGUGAGGGAUAGGAAAAUAAAUACAUAUUUUCAUAGAUUUAUAUAAAGUUGUUUUUCUUUUCAGUUGCUCUUGCGGACUGCAUAGUUUGUUGCUAUGAAUUCUUGAAUUCUUAGCUGCUCUUAGAUUUAAUUUUGACUUCACAUUUGGUCUUUUGCCUCGGGAUUUUUUCCACUUUGUUUUAAGCUGUCCUCCUGUUGGUAGGACAUUUAUGCGUGUUCAAGUAGCCUCUAUUUAUUUAUUUUGAUUGUGCUUGCAGAGAUUGUUUGGAACCUCAGUUUUGGCAAAUGGCAAACAGAAAGCUUAUUUUUCUUUCAAUGAAAAACACGGUGAGGUAUUUUAAUUCGUUUCACCGAUCGUCUCUAUUUCCAGUUGGAUUGCUUGGAAUAAGGAAUUGAAGAGAGGCUGUGGCUGUGCUGACAGACUCACAGCACUCGUUGAACUCUCGGUGGAGGUGGUAGAACGCGUUCCGGCAGGAUUGCACAAGGAGAAAAUUCAGAUCCAAGUAAAGACAGUCACAGUUCUCCGUGUGUGUUUUCUUGCUAGUAUAUCUACUGGACAUACUGAUGGACCUUAACAUAACACAUCUGUACAUGUACUAUCGGUUACGUUUUAAACCCUCAUAACGUACCAUUAAGCAAUCACCGUAUUGUUUUUUAUCUUCACCUCGAAGUACUCCGUAAGUCAAUUUGUGUCUUCGUGGGUACUGGCUGUACUUUCCCUUCUCCUUAGGGAGAUGAGACUGUUGUCUGACACUCGUAUGAAAACGGACUGAGCUUAUUACAGAGCAGCAGCCUUCCUUUAUACACUUUGCAACCACUUAUUCCUGUUUACAAAAUACAUAGAUUAAAAAUGGCUCUGCUUUCCAGCUUGUGAUCCAACUUUCCAGUGUUAAAGAACGUGUGCCUGUGCGUAUAUAUACACACACAUACACACGUACACCCUGGGCUUGUCAGCCAGCAAGGUUUUGAAUUCUGGUGUGGGAUCACCAUCUGGAAGUGGACAGUAAGUUGUUCCUGUGCAGAGGAAGGAGGAAUGAUUCAGGGCUGUCUGCUGGAUAGUUUUCAGGAUGCUUUGGCAGUUUGACUCAUGUAUACACAGAGACUGAAAAUCACAAAGAAUGUCACUCUGCUGGAGGCCAGGGUUUUGAGUUGUACCAAUGCAGCCAUGAAUGUAGGGCAGCAAGGAGAUGAAGUUACAGCUCUCUUCUACUUACUUCUCAAUUUCAGCCCUUAUAACAUAUAGACAACUUAUUUAUGCAUUGAGUUAUGAAAGAAUAUAAAUGGAACAACAUUAUAGGAGCUAUCAUUUAAGAAAUGCAUCUUUUAAACUCUCCGGGGAGGGGCCCGGUCGUUAUUUUGGAACAGCACACGGCUCGAAGGGACUUUGACCUAUCUGGCUUCAAAGUCCUCCUGCAACACAGAUGCCAAAUAAUCUGGACAGCUUUAUGCAGUGUUUCUCUUUCCAGUGAACGUAAGUUAAUCCCUCUGCGUUACGUGGCGCAUUUACCUUCAGAGGAAGAGAUCUGACUUUAUUAAAAAUGAUACAGUUUGUAGGGGAUGUUGCCCAAAACAUCUCCUGAGUGUAAAAGCCUGCAGUGCAGUGCGGUGGCUUGACACUUCCUUCCUCAACAGACCACACUCUUCACAUCUGCCCUGCUGCUGCUACGUGAUGCCUUUUUUUGUUGUUGUUUUAGUUGAUAAUCUAUGCACUACGGUCUCAGAUCCAGAUUUUCUUUAUGCAGUAUUGGGGUCAUACUGUUAAAGCUACAUUUUUAGUGGAGAGCACGCUUUAGUAGCUUCAAAAGUUUCCCAAGGGAACUCUUCAGAAGAAAAGGAGUCAAGGGUUUUUUUGUCCCUCUUCAAAAGGACAGAAGCUGGGUGCACGUGUCCUGCUCGUAUCACAGCCCUACUAACUGAGCUUCAGCAAAGGCCUCGCUGAACUCACCCACAGCUCAGGCUGACCCGAACCUGUGCUGCUUCCGUCCCACUUUCUCCUUUUGAUGAUGCCGGUGCUCAUCCAGCUUCGGGGUUAAAUGAUGCAAGGAACUUGGUCUCGCUCCCUGAAGGCCGAGCAAAAAUAGAUGAGGAUUUUUUGGUACUGGUUUAGUUCCAGGACAAGCAGAGAGGGAGAUGGGAACCAGAGGAGCUGGGAACCCAGGCAGAAUUCAUUUUUGCUUCAAAAAAACACACGCAGUGGCUUUCAAGUCUAGCUUCACGUUGCUAUUAUGCCGAAGAAACGAGUGCAUUUGAUUUAGGUUUGUUUUCCCCUUUCUGUAACUGUGGAAAUCACAUUGAUCCUCGUUUGACUCACAACUAUUUCAAAAUAACAUUACAGUGACUAACAUCUGAAAAAUGUGCAUGGCAUUUGACUCGCAGUUCAGCGGUCAUUUCAUUGGAGGGCCUCCGACUGCCACAAAUUGCCUUAAAUUGGCAGAGCUCUUCUCAUAACAAGCGAUAUUUCAACAUAAUUGAAUUGGGUUCCCUUCCCGAGAGGAAGCAGUACUCCCGAAGCUUUCUGGAGAUGUCACCCCAUCAGCGGUCACCUCCUGGCCCACGGGCAGAUAUGGUUGCUCAUGGGGUGACUCAGCCAGCCUUGCCGUGAGGGCCCUGGCGUGUUUGUUCGGCUUCUGCCUGGUGUAGAGGAGUGGAGCUGCGGGAGUACUUUAGGGAGCUUAUAAACAGGAGGGAAACUGACUUUUUACUUGGGUAGAUAGUGAUAGGACAAGGGAAAAUGGUUUUUAACUGAAAGAGGGGAGAUUCAGGUUAGAUGUUAGGAGGAAAACUCCUUACACAGAGGAUGGUGAGGCACUGGCACAGGCUGCCCAGAGAAUCUAUGGAUGUCCAUUCCCUGGAUAUACUCAAGCCAGGCUGGAAGGGGCCCUGGGCGGCCCCAUGCGGUGGGUGGCAGCUCUGCCCGCAGUGGUGGAGUUGGAACUGGAUGGGCUUUGAGGUCCCUUCCAACUCAAGCCAUUCUGCAAUUCUGUGACCCAGCAGUGAGGCUGCCAACCCUGCUCUGCUCUGCAGCAGGGCUGCUCGGCAGCUGGGGCAGCCCCUGAGCCGCUUGCAGGCCGUGAUUCAAUGCUUAUGAUGGCAAGGUCCCACAGCUGGACCCAGCCUGCCCAAGCUGCCGGCCAUCUGUGUCUGGCUAGCGAUGAAACAGCAAGCAAACAAUUCAUUCAAUACAAAUCAUUCCCUGCUUGCCUUUUUAACUGGCAAGGUGCCCUGAAACUCAUAGGAAGCAGCCGCGUCCAAACCUUUGGCCAGCAGCGUGCAGCAGGGUGGGUGGGUGUAUUCCAUGUGCAGAUACUGAGAUUUCAAUCUCGCCGGGUCUGCUUUUGCUAUAACAUUAUGCUGAGGCAAAUGGGAAUGCGAAGGCCAGGUAAGCACGGCCCAUUCACCCAAGUGCUGUUCAGAAGCAAAGUUUGUGAUGCUGCAGCUGUCUCAGGGCCAGAUGUGAGAGAAGUAGGGUUUGGUUUCAGAGACGGCAGAUUAAGAAGCAGGAUGAGGACCCGUCCUGGUUCAAUUCAAAUGUUUGAUGAUUAAGACUUAAAGUUCCCCAAAGCUCUCUCCUACCAUAAGCCCUUAAUCCUUUGUUGGUAUUCCACUUGAUUUUCACCGCAUAGCCUUUCAGUUCCCCCCCUUAUAAUCCACACUGUGCCUUACGGAUGAAAUACAUGCUGCCAGGUAAUGAAAUCUCAUUUUCUGUUAAAGGAUCAUUGCGGGUAAUCCUGUGACAGUGACAGGACAGCGUUACCCGCUGCAAAACCAGCUGGCUGCUUUUUGGCGUGGAUGGAUUUGCUCUCUUUGUGCAGUGCCCGAAUUGUUUAGGGCCGUGGUCCUGCUCUGUGCAUAUAUCCUGUAAAAUCCCUUUGUGAGGCCGGGGGGCUUCUGCACGUCCAUGUGUUUAACAGUGAAAAUAAAUCCUGUGAAAAUGAGAACUGGAAAUUUAGGGCUACCAAAGCACAGCCUGUACCUGCAGCUGUGUUGGGCAGUGCUGCUCCUGAUUUGGGGGUUUAAGCCUUUCGGGUCUGAUCCUGAUCUGUUUCAUUCAUCUCCUCAAACUGCAUUGCUACAGCUGAGCAGUGUGAGCAAAGAAUCCUCUUACGCCACAGCUCUCGUUGCCAUCUGACUUCACCUGUAAAUAGCAAGCUGCUAUGAUUAGCACUGUGCCUUGAGUCUGUCCCUGGAAACAGACAGUCUGGAUUCAGCAUGGAUGGGUUUCCCUUGCAUGGUCACUGGGGAGCAAAGACAUGGGCCUUUAAGUGGGACCGCCCAAGAAGGGCAGCUCUUCUGUCUCUGUGGAGUGCCAGAGAUCUCUAUUGGUUGGAAAAACAGCAGUGUUUUAAGUUCAGCUCACAGGGCAGAUGUGUGGUUUCCAAAGAACAGAAUGGUUGGGUUGGAAGGGACCUGACAGCCCACCCAGCCCCUACACCGUGCCGGCAGGGCUGCCCCCCAGCUCAGCUGCCCAGGGCACCGUCCCGCCUGGCCUGGAGUGCCUCCGGGGAUGGGGCACCCACCACUUCUCUGGGCAGCUGUGCCACUGCCUCACCACCCUGAGAAAAGGAUUUCCUCCUAACACCUAACCUGAGCCUGCCCUCUGUUAGUUUAAAACCAUUCCGCCUUGUUCUAUCACUAUCUGCCUGUGUAAAAAGUCAGUCUCCUUCCUGUUUAUAAGCUCAGAUUUUUGCGUUUGGGCAGUUGGAUGAGCUGAAAAAACCUUGGAUGAGUUUCCUCAAAUUCUUCUUAGGUUUCUGUCUUGUGAGUUCAGCAAACCAAACCAGUUAUAGUUAUUUUAAGUUAUUCACAGCUAUCGGAACCCAUUGUAAAAGAGACGUGUAUGAGGAAAAAAAUGCAUUGUGGAGACCAGCUGCUUUGGAUUUGUGUAAGAUUGAGGUUUGUGUAUUCUGUGUGCCUGGGGAGGAAGAGCAGGGGGUGAGAAGACCGGUGAAGACAGAAUUCAGCUAAUCUUGUGCUUUUAAACCAAACAACUCCUCUCCCCCUAAGAAUUCUUAGCACAAUGGUCUGAUGAGGUAUGGAAGGGAACCUCUCUGUGUCAUCCAUAAAGUGCACAGCUUUUGAGUUCUGCCAAGAAGCUGGAAGACUAACAGUGAUGCCAAAGGAAAAAUAUGAUCCUCCCGAUCCUCGCCGAAUUUACACCAUCAUGUCAGCAGAAGAGGUAGCCAACGGGAAGAAGUCUCACUGGGCUGAAUUAGAGAUCUCGGGUAGAGUGCGGAGCUUAAGUACGUCGCUUUGGUCACUGACGCACUUGACUGCUCUACACCUCAAUGACAAUAAUCUUACUCGCAUUCCACCUGAUAUUGCCAAGCUUCAUAAUCUGGUUUACCUGGAUCUGUCAUCCAACAAACUCAGAAGUUUACCAGCAGAACUAGGAAACAUGGUGUCUCUCAGGGAAUUGCUUUUAAAUAACAAUCUAUUACGGGUUUUGCCUUAUGAACUUGGACGGCUCUUCCAGCUACAAACCCUAGGUUUGAAAGGCAAUCCUUUAUCACAAGAUAUUCUCAGCCUCUACCAAGAUCCAGAUGGAACACGAAAGCUACUGAACUACAUGCUUGACAAUCUAGCAGUUCAUCCAGAGCAGCUGCCUCCAAGGCCAUGGAUUACUUUGAAAGAACGAGACCAAAUUCUGCCCUCAGCUUCAUUCACGGUUAUGUGUUACAAUGUGUUGUGUGAUAAAUAUGCCACCAGGCAGCUCUAUGGCUACUGCCCUUCUUGGGCGCUGAAUUGGGAGUACAGAAAAAAGGGAAUCAUGGAAGAAAUUGUCAACUGCGAUGCAGAUAUCAUUAGUCUACAGGAAGUGGAAACGGAGCAAUACUUCACUCUUUUUCUGCCAGCCUUGAAAGAACGAGGAUACGAUGGAUUCUUUUCUCCAAAGUCACGUGCCAAAAUCAUGUCUGAGCAGGAGAAAAAACAUGUAGAUGGCUGUGCAAUAUUCUUCAAAACUGAAAAAUUUUCACUGGUGCAGAAGCAUACAGUGGAGUUCAACCAGGUGGCAAUGGCUAACUCUGAAGGUUCAGAAGCUAUGUUAAAUAGAGUGAUGACGAAAGACAACAUCGGAGUUGCUGUGGUGUUAGAAGUGCACAAAGAAUUAUUUGGAGCAAGUAUUAAAUCUCUUCAUGUGGACAAACAGCUGCUCAUUGUGGCCAAUGCCCACAUGCACUGGGACCCCGAAUACUCAGAUGUGAAACUCAUUCAGACUAUGAUGUUUGUCUCAGAACUGAAAAAUAUCCUUGAGAAAGCCUCAAGCAGGCCUGGUAGCCCAACAGCAGAUCCUAAUUCUAUUCCCCUGGUGCUUUGUGCGGAUCUUAACUCACUGCCUGAUUCAGGUGUAGUGGAAUACUUAAGCAACGGCAUAGUAGCUGACAACCACAAGGACUUCAAGGAGUUGCGUUACAACGAGUGUCUCAUGAACUUCAGCGGCAGUGGAAAGAACGGGGCUUCUGAAGGAAGAAUUACGCAUGGCUUCCAACUCAAGAGCGCCUAUGAAAACAACUUGAUGCCUUACACCAAUUACACUUUUGAUUUCAAAGGUGUGAUUGACUACAUUUUCUAUUCCAACACUCACAUGAACGUGCUUGGUGUCCUGGGGCCUUUGGACCCUCAGUGGCUGGUUGAGAACAACAUCACUGGGUGUCCACACCCUCACAUCCCUUCAGACCACUUCUCACUGUUAACACAACUCGAACUCCAUCCUCCGCUCCUGCCUCUUGUCAACGGUGUGCACUUGCCUAACAGGAGGAAAUUAUCCAUAGGAAAAAUCGAUUGGACCCAGAGUAGAAGUAUUCCCUGACUUCUGCUGAGGGGGACGGGAGAGGAGUGGGACAGAAUGCAAAGAUGAGUUCAGUGAAAUGACAGCUCCCUUUAAAAGAAGUGCCUAAAACUGGAGACGUCAUCUGUUGUCUGAUACAAAUUGGAAAUUGCCGUAGCUGGGUGAAAUUGACAGAUGUAAAUUGCUUUGUGCGGCACCAAAAAAGCCCUUUCUAAAGAAGAAUUUUCCUCUAGGUGCAGGUAUCUCCUUUUUAAUAUACCUCAGCGUUCAACGCCUAGCCAUGCGGAUAAAUUGAGACAGCAAUUGAGCAUAGUACUGGAAAGUAGAAUAGCAUGAAAAACUUAAUUUUGUGGACAUUACCUUUCUGUAAUCAGCUACUGUAUCUCUUCUGGAGGGGUUCUCUGCUCUGGAGGUGUGCACUAACAACCAUUCUCCUCCUGUCCUACACGCAUGUUAACUAGCAACGUGAGCAAUAGUUCCACCAUACUUCACUCCCAAUAUUUUUUGAGAUGUUUGUAUAAAAUGGAAUUUAAAGUUCACCUACGAUUGUAUAUGAACUGCAGAGGAGCCCGUUUAUUAAUAAAAAUUAAAAACGGCAACAAUCUUUUGUAAUAUCGGGGCGGGGGGUGGGAGUUGAAACAAAAGCACCUGGUAAACAUUGUAAACAGCUACGUUGUACUUUCAUUGGGUUUGUAACUGACUGAAGUGUUCCGUUGCAGGAAGGUGUUUAAUUGGAUUUUCUCUGCUUCCAAAUGCACUUCAGAACGUCCAUUAUGCCGUGUGAUUUUUAAAACGCUGUUUCAGCAGAUGUUGCACAAAACCUCUGGAUUUUAAAAAAUCUCUUUAGAACUCUGUUUUUGUUUCGGUCGAUGCACAUAACCGGGGGCAUGUUUACCCGCCUCGCACAUGUCUGGCUCCCUCCCUCUUUUCCUCUGGUUUCUCCCCCUUUCCUACAAAAGGAGCAGUAAGGGGUUGUGCUUUUUUCCAGCCGAGCAGAACUGCUGCUGUUCGUAGAGCUCUGCCCUGAGACAAGAAGGAGCGCGGAGCCAUCAGCCGCCAGCCACGUGUGCGGGAUGAGAUCUGUUUCAUGGCCAUCUGCAGCACCCAGAUGGUGACACUCAUUUUCUUUUGACCCAGAUGGAGGCUGACAGUGCCUCGCAGGGUAUGUUCUAGGGGAGAGGGAGGGAAGUGAUAGAGAGUAAAUGUCCCUAACCGUAAAUGCAUUCAUGGGAAACCAGUGGUUCUCUCCAUCGCCGACCCUUGUUUCCCAUGCUUAGGCACUGGGCACAUCGCAGUGCCUGCACCACCCGUGCUUAGGAAAAAGCCCUCAGCCCCUUCCUGCUCCUUGCUUUCUUGGUUGGGUUUCAAUGAUAUCGUGCCUGGUGUCAACUUCUAAGCAGCAGCACUGCCUAAAGCAAGCAGAGAAAAAAAAUCCAGCACCAUUCUACAAGCAACUUUUUAAAAUUCAAUAUGGUAAAUCUGUUAGAUAUGGGGUUUUGUGUGUAUAUAUAUACAUAUAUAUAUAUAUAAAAGAGAAUUUUGUACAUUGUAGCCGAAUAUUUUGGUUUCCUUAUUUUGAUGUAAGGGGCGUGAACAUUUGCCUACCAUACGCUGAAGUCAGGUUUGGCACAGUGGGCUCCGAGAGCAGCUCUUCUUCCCAUUGUCCUUUUUAAAAGCUUUUCCCAUCUGUUUCUCCCACCUAUAUUCAGAAAAUACUUCAUUUUAUCCAUAAGCUUUCUAUGUGUGUUUGAAGGCACUCUCUUUAGUCUGCAGAACCCUUCAGAAAGGUUCUUGUCGGUCUCAACCCCUUGCUGUCCUGUGUUUUACCAACUAUAGAGCCCAGAGUUUUGGAGCCAAACCUGUUGAGAAGCCUUUGCCACUGACCUUUCAGAACCAUUCCGUGGUCUUCAGAGCUGUGGCAGUGCUGUGGACCACUGGGGCCUCCCAUGUUGCAGCUUUGCUAUGGGGACUCCUAAACUCAUGCCCAGUCCAUGCUUAUGCACUUGGAGCCCAUGACCUGGUUUACAAAGGUGCUGAGCACUUGCAGCUCCCAAAUCCCAAAUACAGGGCUGGAUUUCUCAUGGUGCAUCAGCGUGGCUUUUGAGGGCCGGCUUUCCUCACCUCGCUUGGGUUUGAAGUGCAAGGAAGCAUUGGAGAUGUGGAAAGUUCACAUCACUUGUUCUCUAGGAGGUGGCUAAAAGCCCUUCAGAGGUUCCUAGAGCACAAGCAUGGUAGUGAUGCCUUCCUGGUAGGAGCAGGGCUGACAGUCCUUCGUGUCAAAGACCAGAUUUAAGCUCAGUCGUGCACUCUUCAUUUUUCACAAUGCGUUUUAAGCUUCUCGCAUCAAAACUUUCCCUUGGCAUGAAAUUUGGCGUAGUGGGGUGGUGUGAAAGAUUUUUUUAAUCCUAUCCACACCAAGUCAAUAUCCUGCAAGAGAAAGAACACAAAAGUGCGAUGUGCACCCUUACCUGGGUGUGAGAGGGAACAGCAGUUGUCACCCCCUGGUGACCUCAGCUUUGUGCUUAAUUACCAUUUGCCUGUUCUUGGCUGCUAUGCAUUUCUUAACGGACGUUUUUCUUGUAAUGAUAAUGAAGACCAAAGGCCAAAAUUGAACAUAAGGAAUGAUGCUUUCCCUGUCGCACCUCUUCAACAGGCACUCCUUGCAGCCUCUCAAGACGAUAGCAAAGUGUUGGAAUGAGAAGUGUCUCUCUGUUUUACAUCAGCUUGUUGUUCUUUUGCAACAGAUCCAGGGUUUUUUGGUUUUUGUUUUUUGUUUUUUUGUAAUAAUCACAGAAUCCCUUUCCUCACUUCAUGCCAAUAUAGCAGAUGGCGUUGCAUGUAGGUGGAUUUGAAGGGCGCAGACUUCAGAGCCUGCCGUGUGCUCUGUUACUGCUAAUUGACAGGGGAAGGGAAAGGAGAAGGAAGGUAGAAGGAAGGGAAUGGAAAAGGGAUGGGAAUCUGCUAAAGCUCUCAUUGACUUCAGAAGGGGGAAGAUUCUGACUGCUAGAUUUCCCAUGCCUCAAAAGGAGCCGAACUGCUUGGUUGCAGAAGGUUUUAUGCAGACUAGAGGCUGGAAAACAAAUGCACACUAAGUGCAGAGAGGUUUGGGUUUUUCUGAGAUACGUUCUUAUUAACUGAAUCUCUUCAUCUCAUAAUGAGGAAAGGCAUCUUGGAUUAUGCAGCUCAUCUUUUCUUUUGUAAUGAGUACAGAGGUAUUUUAGCACACCCUCCCUUUAUCUCCCUUCAGUAUUCAAAAGCAGCAUAAAACCCAAGAAAACCUGAUGAAAACCACUCAUUUCCUACAUCUCUAAUCCAAGUGUCAGCCCAGAAAGCACUUAAAGGUUAAAAACCAAUUUCAAAGGAGAUUAUGAAGCUUUAGAUAUAGGCACAGCCAGAAGUGACACAGUACCUCCUCUCGUGACAACAUUUGCACCGAUACCGAGCACAGGUUUUCUGUUCUGAGAAAUGGAGCUGGAACAAAAGGCAGAGCUGGUGAGACAGACACAGGUGUGACACAUGCAGAAAAGUGACAAAAUUGCACCAUCAGGAAAGUGACAAAACUAGCACCUUUUAAGGACUCGAGAAAAGUCAUUUGAUUCUAUGAUGGGUAUUCAGACGUGACAAAGUUUGCAGGUUUGGCUAUAUUGGAGGGUGAUGGACUUCAGGAGUAGUUUCUUGAGAUAUGUCUGAAAAUAAACAGGAAGCUAGAGAAAUGCUCGUGCACUUUGGUACAGGGUUUUUCAAACAUCAUUGAUGGCAAAGCAUGCCAAGUGAUAUGACUCCUUUCCCCCAGACCUGCAAUAAUACAAGGUAUUUAGCUUAGAAAACCUCUCACUGGUGAGGGUGAGGGUUGGAGUGAUUCUGGUACUUGGUCGUGUCCUCUUUGUUGAACAGUUUCUAAAACUUAGGCAUUUACCAAGUUUGCGUUUGUCUGUAUUUGUCUUUGUUCCAAAGCAAAAAGGAAAUCAUGGUGGCUCUCUUUACAAGUGACAUGUUACAUGACUUUGGCUUUGUUUUCAAUUUUUAAUUAUUGCAUCAUGUGUUUCCUUUCCGAGCAAUUAAAGUGUUUGUGUGCACCACGUUA